CCAAUAAGGGCCUCAGUUACGUUUAAAGGCUGAUGUCAGUUUUCUCAUAAUUGUAAAUCUAAGGGACUCAUGGCUUAUCUGAAAGGUGGCCCCCUUCUAAUCAGCCGCUUCUUGUUCCCUUGUUCCUUUGGUUGUUCACAGCAGGACUGGUAGUACAGUUCAGCCCACAUAAAUAUGUGGGACGGACACCUCUGAGGGCUGGGUGCCAUGAUGGUGAUUGAAGCAGGCGCCAUGGCACACUUGGUCAGGCAUUGAAGAUGCUACGGUGACCCACGGCACCCCCCGGGCCAUGGCUGGUCACUUUGACUCUUUCUUGAUCCUGGACUUGACUGACUAGAAGGGAGAGUGAGGCUGAUGGCCUUGUGCAACUCUGUCUCACUUCAAUCCAUUUAUUCACAAAUUAAGACAUCAGCAGGGGCAGCUAAAGUGACUCAAUGGAUUGACAGUCAGGUCCUGGAUUUUAAUUUGGCCUCAGACACUUCCUAGCUGUGUGACCCUGGGCAAGUCACUGAACCCCCAUUGCCUAGCCGGCAAAGCUCUUCUGCUAUGGAACCAAUACACAGUAUUGAAUCUAAGGGGGAAGAUAAGGGUUUACUGUGGAUUGAUCCUCUUAUGCACCUAGGUCUAAAGAGCUACUUUAUUGCUAAUUAUUUCUCCUCCCUGGCUGUUGACUGCUCCUCACACCCCACCCUCCCAGGCUUGGACCACGUGACCUAACACCCACCCUCUGCUCUCAUUGGCUCUGAACUAUGAUCCCGGACGAGGCGGGGAUUGAGCCCAGGCUGCUGCUAGGCUCCUCCCCCUCCUCCCGCCAUGGCUGAGGACAGGCCCUCGUCCUCAUCUGCGUCCUCAGGGCCGCUCUGCCCCUUCCUCUUCAAGAAGUCCAGCCGCCAGGCCCCUGCGGGUCGCCGGCGAAGACGCGGGGCCGGGGAAGGGCGGCCCGAUGGUGGUGGUGGUGGUGGCGGCAGCAGCAGCAGCAGCAGUGAGGAGGGCCCGGCCACUGUGGUUCGGCCCUACCGGAAGCGGGCUGCCCUCGGACCCAUGGUCCAGAGUAGCCGUGGGGCCAGCGGCCAUGGGGCGGCUGCGUCUGGCAACAAUGACGCCGAGGCCCGCGCCCUGGCCAUGGGCGUGCUCUACCCAUCCAGCCGCUCAGCCAAGCCGGCCGGGCCCGAGGACAUGGGCGCCACGGCGGGCUACGAGCUGGACGCGGCCCGGGAGCCUGAACGCGGAGGCCAGGCUAGGGCCAAGGGCACGGGUGCGGGACGCAAGGGGCCUAUCCGCGCGCCCGAGCACCUGCGCGCCACCGUGCGCUGGGACUACCAGCCUGACAUCUGCAAAGACUACAAGGAGACCGGCUUCUGCGGCUUCGGUGACAGCUGCAAGUUCCUGCACGACCGUUCCGACUACAAGCAUGGCUGGCAAAUCGAGCGCGAACUCGACGAAGGCCGCUACGGGGGCGUCGACGAGGCCUAUGAUGUGAGCCCAGGCCCCGAUAGCAGCCUACCCGCCAAGUGUUUCAUCUGCCGCCAGGCGUUCCGCAGCCCCGUCGUGACCCAGUGCAAGCAUUACUUCUGCGAGGCCUGCGCUCUGAGCCACUAUCGCACCUCUCCACGCUGCUAUGUCUGCGAGCGCCAGACCCACGGAGUCUUCAACCCAGCCCGAGGCCUCCUGGACCAGCUCCGCCGCCGCUAUGGUCCCCGAGGCCAGCCCUCAACCGCCCAGGACCCUGGGCCCACCGCCACCCUCCUCAACCAGUUCUAGUGCAGCCUGCCAAUAAAAGAUUUCUCUGCCUUUAAUUAAA
Messenger RNA from Monodelphis domestica (gray short-tailed opossum), 1801 nucleotides. Its product is annotated as E3 ubiquitin-protein ligase RNF113A-like. The record is from RefSeq and is a predicted model, not a curated record. Gene Ontology annotation, biological process: snoRNA splicing. Gene Ontology annotation, molecular function: metal ion binding. Lineage: Eukaryota; Metazoa; Chordata; Mammalia; Didelphimorphia; Didelphidae. Gene Ontology annotation, cellular component: U2-type spliceosomal complex.